Molecule: messenger RNA, 213 nt
Organism: Protopolystoma xenopodis
Lineage: Eukaryota; Metazoa; Platyhelminthes; Monogenea; Polystomatidea; Polystomatidae
Source: the annotation of a GenBank genome assembly
AUGGUUGCCUCUGGGUCUGAAAGAGUACUUGUACUAACGGCCACGAAUCGCCCUCAAGAGUUGGAUAACGCUGCGUUGAGACGCUUUUCCAGGCGUGUAUUCAUCGGUAUGCCAGAUGAAACAAUGCGGCUUAGUCUACUACAGUCGUUGCUCAAAGAUCAGCCUAAGUGUCAGCGUCUAGAUAAGGAUGAUUUGAUUACAAUUUCCCGGUGA